UUGGGAAGUGUUCUUGUUUAUUUCACCCAUGCUGAAAAAAAUGGGGUUCAAGUGAUUGGGCACUUGAAAAAGGGGAUAAAUCCACCAUCGUAUUCUGAACUGGCAUUUAGCUCGCAGUAUCUUACAACUGCCAUUAAGACUGGUAUCGUCACUGGUGUCAUCGCCAUGGCUGAAGGAAUAGCAGUUGGAAGGAGUUUCGCCAUAGUGGAGAACUAUCACAUUGAUGGAAACAAAGAAAUGAUUGCCUUUGGGAUGAUGAACAUUGCUGGUUCUUGCACCUCUUGCUACUUAACCACAGGACCAUUUUCACGUACGGCAGUGAAUUUCAAUGCAGGAUGCAAGACAGCAGCGUCCAACAUAGUAAUGGCAACAGCAGUGAUGAUAACAUUGUUGUUGCUAACACCAUUGUUCCAUUACACACCCCUUGUUGUGCUUUCCUCCAUUAUAAUUUCAGCCAUGCUAGGCAUCAUUGACUACAAUGCUGCUAUCCACCUUUGGAAAGUUGACAAAUACGAUUUCCUCGUUUGCAUUUGUUCCUUCAUUGGAGUGGUCUUUAGUAGCGUUGAAGUUGGCCUAAUAGUCGCGGUGGCAAUGUCUUUACUUAGGAUACUUCUCUUUGUAGCAAGACCAAAGACAUUUGUCUUAGGUAAAAUACCUAACUCCAUGACCUACAGAAACACUGAACAAUAUUCAGCAGCAAGCAGAGUUCCUGGAGUUCUCAUCAUACACAUUGAUGCCCCAAUCUAUUUUGCAAAUGCAAGUUAUUUGAGGGAAAGGAUUUCAAGAUGGAUAGAAGAAGAAGAAGAAGAAGAAGAAGAAGAGAAGCAAAGGACUUCAACUGAGAUUGAGCUGCAAUAUGUCAUAUUGGAUAUGAGUGCUGUCGGAAACAUUGAUACAAGUGGAAUUAGUAUGCUUGAGGAAGUGAAGAGAAAUGCAGAUAGACGAUGCCUAAAGCUUGUAUUGGCAAACCCUGGAGGGGAGGUGAUGAAGAAGCUGGAUAAGUCAAAUUUCAUCGACAAAAUUGGGAAGGAAUGGAUCUAUUUAACAGUUGGGGAGGCUGUUAAUGCAUGCAAUUAUAUUCUUCACACUUGCAAGUUUCAAUCCGAGAGAAUUGAAUCUUCAACAAUCCCAGACGAUAACGUAUGAUCAUAACUCAGAUCAAUGAUCCAAUUAAAAUAAUCAAAAUGUAUUAGUAUUCCUUUUCUCUCUACAGUUUCACCAAGUGAAACAUCUUAGAGCUAGUUUCUUACCCUUUUACAAUUUUGUCAAAUUCAUAUCUGUGCUAAGGUAUUGAAAAUUGCUAUAA
Nicotiana tabacum (common tobacco) is the source of this 1306-nucleotide messenger RNA. NCBI's taxonomy places the organism in Eukaryota, Viridiplantae, Streptophyta, Magnoliopsida, Solanales, Solanaceae. The record is from RefSeq and is a predicted model, not a curated record.